AUCGAUACCAGCUUUAUCUCCUCCACGAACAACGAAUGUCCAUUAACGAGAAAGAACGAAUCGAAUCUCCAGUAAUGGUCGAAGACACGGAGAAAGGCAAACCAUCUCGUUCGUCGGCAGAGACGGACGAGGUGGACACGUCCUUCACGGAGGAAGAGGAGAAGCACCUCGUCCGGAAGAUCGACGCGCGCAUCUUGCCCAUCGCCUGCGCUAUGUAUUUGUUCGCUUUCCUGGAUCGGGGAAACCUUGGCAACGCACGACUCCAAGGUCUCCCACAGGAUACUCUAGGUGGUGACCCCACAGGCGUGAAGUUUGACUGGGUGAACUCAGCGUUCUACUUCUCCUAUAUCCUCUGUCAAGUGCCUGCUUCUAUCGCGGCCAAGGUCAUCUCUCCUCAAGUUUGGAUUGCGAGCGCUGCCAUAGGAUGGGGUAUCUGCUCCACUUUGAUGUCUACCAGCUUCAACUUCGGUAGCGUAUUGGUUGCACGAGUUGCCGUGGGCGUCUUUGAGGCCGCUUUCGGCCCUGGUAUCCCGCUUUACUUUUCUCUCUUCUACACGAAGACGGAAAUCGGGCUCCGACUUGCGUAUUGGUUCGGAUUCGGUGCUGUCGCCGGUGCAUUCGGCGGUCUCAUCGCCUUCGGCGUCCAGCAUGCGCAUACCGCGAUCCACAACUGGCGGCUUCUUUUCAUCAUCGAGGGCAUUCCAGCGGUCAUUUGCGGGGUGAUAGCAUUGCUUUUCUUCCCAGAUCGGCCCGAAAGAACGAAGUUUUUCAACGAGAAGGAGAGACGGCUCGCGAUCGCCCGGAUGAACCGUGGCACGUCCGGCGAUAUCGGACUUGGCGUCAACAAGAAGCACAUUAUCGCUGCAUUCAAAGACUGGAGGAUCUAUACGGGAGGUGUCAUCUAUUUCGGUCUUAACACGGCGCUGGCUUCCAUCUCCGCUUUCCUGCCCACUAUUAUCAAGACGCUAGGCUUCACGAACGCUAUCGCCCAGCUAUUGACAGUGCCCCCUUACGCCGUGGCGGCCAUAGUCCUUACUCUUCUCUCAUGGUGUUCCGAUCGCUUGCAAACCCGAGGGCCCUUCCUGAUGGGCAGUACCGCGCUGAGCGGGAUCGGAUAUCUCCUUCUGCUUGUCAUUCCGCACAACGUCGGGGUCAGGUAUUUUGCAGUGUUCUGCAUCACCACGGGAACAUAUACCGCGAUCGGCCUCAUGCUUUCCUGGUUUGCGCACAACCUUGGGUCGGAAUCCAAGAAGGCUACGGGUAUUCCGAUGUUUAUGGCCAUCGGCCAAUGUGGAAGCGUCCUAGGAUCCCACCUGUACCCAGCGACUGAGGGACCUCGAUAUAUUAAAGGGUUCGGGGUAUCAUGCGGUCUGCUCUUCUUUGCAACUUUGUGCUCAUUCGUUCUUCAUGUAUCGUACCGGAUGGCGAAUGCGCACCGAGAUCGCGAGUAUGGACGCCCGGAAUCGGGAAAGAGAGUGGAUACUUCUGAACUUGCGGACGAGGCUUCCGAUUUCCGGUAUGUCCCCUAGAAACACUAGAAGCAUGCGGAGUAGCUACGACGGAAGAUUAGUACAAACCAUCUUGUGUAUUUGUGGGACGAAAGUGCAGAGCAAUCGCGUACUACAUACCC
This is a messenger RNA of Punctularia strigosozonata HHB-11173 SS5, 1630 nucleotides long. Its product is annotated as MFS general substrate transporter. Gene Ontology annotation, biological process: transmembrane transport. Gene Ontology annotation, cellular component: membrane. The transcript is spliced from 16 exons. Bases 36 to 1529 code for a protein of 497 amino acids. The record is from RefSeq and is a predicted model, not a curated record. Gene Ontology annotation, molecular function: transmembrane transporter activity. NCBI's taxonomy places the organism in Eukaryota, Fungi, Basidiomycota, Agaricomycetes, Corticiales, Punctulariaceae.